CCACUAACAAGGUACCUAUUUAGUACCAAGUGCCAUUGUAUGGCAAUGUAUGCACCUAAAUAUUAGGUACUAAAUAAGUUACUACUAACCUUGGUCUUAGUCAAGAUCAACUAAGCCUUAAGAACUUAUUCCUCAAGACAGCACCUAGUUCUCAACUAAACCUAUUCACUUAGGUUAAAGACAUUCUAGCUCGAAAUUCAAGUAACAAGUAAUAACCUAGGUUAGCUUAAUAUUCUCAUCGUGGAAUCCUCAAACAUGGCACCUACAGAGCGGAAUGGCCCUACCGCCCCGGAUUUCCCUCCGAUCCGGGCGUGCUUAUUUGACAUGGACGGCCUCCUCAUCAACACCGAGGACUUAUACACCCUGUGCGCCGACAUCGUCCUAAAAAGGUACGGCAGGCCAAACCUACCAUGGUCCGUCAAAUCUAAGCUCAUGGGCAUUCCCGGCGCGUCCAACGGCGACAUAUUCCACAACUGGGCGCAGCUGCCGAUAUCGCGGGAGCAGUUCAAGGAGGAGCAGGCCGAGCAGCACCGCAUCUACUUCCCGGAGUGCAAGCCCCUCCCCGGCGUCGAGAAGCUGCUCCAGGAUCUCAAGCGCGCCAAGACUACCCGGGGUUGGCCGGUGCAGAUUGCACUGGCAACGAGCAGCGAGCAGCGCAACUACGACAUCAAGACCUCGCAGCCCGCGACGAAGCAGGUGCUGGAGCUUAUCCCGGAGGAGCACCGGGUCGUGGGGGACGAUCCCCGCGUCCAGCAUGGCAGGGGUAAGCCGGCACCGGACAUCUAUCUAGUUGCACUCAACUCCAUCAACGCAUCGCUGCCCGAGGAUGUCCCCAAGGUCCAGCCAAAUGAGUGUCUCGUCUUUGAGGACAGUGUGCUAGGUGUCGAGGCAGGCAGGCGGGCCGGGAUGAGAGUGGUAUGGGUUCCGCAUCCUGGGUUGGCUGCUGAGUACGAGGGUAAGGAGAAGGAGGUGCUUGCUGGAAGGACGCCGUUGUUUUCUAUUGGGAACGAUGAGCAACGUGGGGAGGUCGAUGAUGGUUGGGGUGAGCAGCUCGCUACUCUCGAGAAUUUCCCGUAUGAAAAAUUCGGUAUCGUUGUCCCAUGACCUAGGUAUGUCCCUAUCUAGGAUAUGAUCGAUCUCCAAGAGUAUUGCAUGCGAUCCGUCGGUUUCCGGAGCGAAGGGUUAUUUCUGAAGAAGAAAGAGCUUGGUAUGACGGGGCCGUAGAUGAAAUUAUCAUGCGAGUG
This is a messenger RNA of Hypoxylon fragiforme, 1244 nucleotides long. Its product is annotated as HAD-like protein. Bases 256 to 1104 code for a protein of 282 amino acids. Lineage: Eukaryota; Fungi; Ascomycota; Sordariomycetes; Xylariales; Hypoxylaceae. The transcript has a single exon. The record is from RefSeq and is a predicted model, not a curated record. Gene Ontology annotation, molecular function: phosphatase activity.